Messenger RNA from Chaetomium globosum CBS 148.51, 879 nucleotides. RefSeq lists its product as uncharacterized. The transcript is spliced from 4 exons. Gene Ontology annotation, molecular function: oxidoreductase activity. Bases 1 to 879 code for a protein of 292 amino acids. The record is from RefSeq and is a predicted model, not a curated record. Lineage: Eukaryota; Fungi; Ascomycota; Sordariomycetes; Sordariales; Chaetomiaceae.
AUGUCGUCUCUCAAGAUAACCAGCGCUUUCAAGCUUCCCAGCGGCUACGAGCUCCCGCGCCUGGGCUUCGGCGUCUACCAAACCCCUGUCGAGGACACUGCGCGAUGUGUGACGGAGGCUUUCCAGGCCGGUUAUCGCCAUAUCGACUCGGCAGCCGGCUACAGAAAUGAAGGCCCCUGCGGCGAGGCGAUCCGUGCGGCAUCCUCCAUCCCGCGCGAGAGUAUCUUCUUCACCUCCAAGGUCCCACCCCAAAAGAUGGGCUAUGAAGGCACAAAGUCCCAGAUCGCCGAGUCCCUUGCCGAAUCCGGCUUGGAGUACAUCGACCUCAUGCUAAUCCAUGCCCCCUACGGCGGCUCGGCCAACCGCAAGGGCUCGUGGAAGGCCCUGGUCGAGGCCGUGGAGGCCGGAAAGCUGCGCAGCAUCGGUGUGAGCAACUAUGGCGUGCAGCACCUUGACGAGCUUGAGAAGCACAUCGCCGAGCUCGAGAAGGAGCGCGGCGGGAAGGGCAAGGGCGGUGUCAUCAGCGUCGGGCAAUGGGAAAUCCAUCCCUAUCUGCCCCGUAACGACAUCGUCGAGUGGUGCGCCAAGCGCGGUAUUGCGGUCGAGGCGUACUGCCCGUUGGUCCAGGGCAAGCGCUGGGGCGAGCCCGCCGUCAAGAAGGCGGCGGAGAAGUAUGGGAAGAGUGAGGCUCAGAUCCUGAUCCGCUGGAGCCUGGACAAGGGGCUCAUUCCCCUGCCCAAAAGCGUCACCUCGCAGCGCAUCAGGGACAAUGCGGAUGUGUUUGACUUUGAGCUCACCCCUGAGGAGGUGAAGGAGAUUGAGACGGACGAGUACACUGUGAUCGCCUGGGAUCCGACUGUUAUCCCGUUGGACCAGUAA